Molecule: messenger RNA, 4398 nt
Organism: Coturnix japonica (Japanese quail)
Lineage: Eukaryota; Metazoa; Chordata; Aves; Galliformes; Phasianidae
Gene: CHRM5
Product: cholinergic receptor muscarinic 5
Biological process (GO): G protein-coupled receptor signaling pathway, coupled to cyclic nucleotide second messenger; chemical synaptic transmission; adenylate cyclase-inhibiting G protein-coupled acetylcholine receptor signaling pathway
Cellular component (GO): synapse; dendrite; plasma membrane
Molecular function (GO): G protein-coupled acetylcholine receptor activity; G protein-coupled serotonin receptor activity
Source: RefSeq, a predicted model, not a curated record
CAGUUUUCACUGACUGGUUUGAAUAGCUCAUAUCUUGCUACUCAUUGAUGCCAUGCGUGCUCGCUGUCCUGAGAGAUGACAAAACACUACACCCUUCGGGAUUUUCUCCCUCUGUUCUAAAGCAGCAUUUCACAUCUGUGUCUGACAGAAGCAUAAGGAGCUGAGAGAGGCAGACCUUCAUCAUCCUUCACAGCACAACACUGCAUGGGUUAAAAGUUAAGACGAAGUCUACUGAUCCUACGUUUUGCCUACAAAAAUAUAAAAUGUGGAGGCUAUCGAAGCAUGCAUUCCAACUUUUCAGUGUUGGAAUCAUCGACAGGAAACAGAUGGAAUUUACUGGAUGCUAAAUCUUUAAAUGAAUUUUUAAUGGGUACUGAACACUCGAGUUAACUGAAGUCAGUGCAUUUGCCUCUUUUUUUCCUUUUGUUUGAGGGGGGGGGGGGACAAAAAGAAGAUUUAAAAGAUGCAAAGUUCACAGGUUAUUUUCUGUUGCCUGAUUAAGGCAGAAUAAACAAAAAAUGCUGAGCAUGGAAGACAUCAAAUAUUGGAGAUACCUGGAAAUAAAUCGGAAACGACCAACACCACAAGAUGAAGCAGCAGUGAACAAGACGCUGUGGAAAAAGAAAUCACAAAACGAGAGUGCAUAAUGCAUUUCAAAUUGAAGAAAGCUUCCUAUCUGCUGAGUGAGCCUCAGUAUAUUCUGACAGAGCAUAGAUAAAGCUUCAGUCAACUGUAUCUCCUAGUUGCCUCCAAACUAUAUUUUCAAAUACAGAAAGCAGUGUGCAAGGAUGCUAAGAUUCUGAUGACAACUGAUCAAGAAAAAGAAUGGAAGUAAACCUAUUCAGCAAUUCUACUGUUAUAAACAGUUCGUCCAUCAACCACAAACAGUUAGAAGGGCAUAGCCUCUGGGAAGUUAUUACUAUUGCCACUGUCACUGCAAUUGUAAGCCUGAUAACCAUAGUGGGAAAUGUUCUUGUAAUGAUAUCCUUCAAGGUUAACAGUCAGCUCAAAACUGUUAACAAUUAUUACUUGCUCAGUCUUGCCUGUGCAGACCUCAUCAUUGGAAUAUUUUCUAUGAACCUCUAUACCUCAUAUAUACUCAUAGGCCAUUGGUCUCUUGGAAGCCUGGCGUGUGACCUGUGGCUAGCGCUGGAUUACGUAGCUAGCAAUGCCUCAGUCAUGAACCUCCUAGUCAUCAGCUUUGACAGAUAUUUUUCCAUCACAAGGCCUUUGACAUACAGGGCUAAACGCACGCCCAAAAGAGCUGGCAUCAUGAUCGGCCUGGCUUGGCUAAUCUCCUUCAUUCUAUGGGCACCUGUAAUAUUAUGCUGGCAGUAUUUUGUGGGUGAACGAACAGUACCCCCUGAGGAAUGCCAGAUACAGUUUUUAUAUGAGCCCAUUAUCACCUUUGGUACUGCGAUUGCUGCUUUUUACAUUCCAGUGUCAGUGAUGACCAUUUUAUAUUGCCGCAUCUAUAAAGAGACUGAGAAACGUACCAAGGACCUCGCUGAACUUCAGGGUUCUGAGUCUGUGGCCGAAUUUGAGACGAUAAAGCCUCGGAAAACUUUCCUGAAGUCCUGUUUCAGUUGCAAGCAACAAAACUUAGCCAAAAGGGAGAGAUGUCAGGCUUCCUGGUCUUCAUCAAGUCGAAGUACAUCAGCUACAGUAAAGGCAUCCCAGGCAGCGAGCACGUGUGCUGAGUGGGCUAAGGCUGACCAACUGACCACCUGCAGCAGCUAUGCAUCAUCAGAAGAAGAGGACAAACUUGCCACUGAUCCUGUUUUCCAAGUAGCUUACACGAGUCCAUCUAAAGGCAAGGAAGAAGAGUUUAAUGAAAGGGAAAGUAAGGAUAUUGUUGUCAAAGACCAGCCUGAGGAAAAUGAUUUUGAGACCCAGCAAUACUUUUUAUCACCUGCCAUUGGUCAAAAAAGUAAAAAAUGCGUGGCCUACAAAUUCCGCUUGGUAGUUAAGGCUGAUGGCACUCAGGAAACCAACAAUGGUUGCCGUAAGGUAAAAAUAACUCCUUGUUCUGCUGCUCUGUCGAAGGAUCCUUCCAUCAAAAGCAUGGAUCCAAAUAUAAAUAACCAAAUCACCAAAAGGAAAAGGAUGGUUCUUAUAAAAGAACGUAAAGCAGCACAGACUUUAAGUGCCAUUCUUUUGGCUUUUAUCAUCACAUGGACUCCCUACAAUAUAAUGGUUUUGAUCUCCACAUUCUGCUCUGACUGCAUCCCUCUGACAUUGUGGCACCUUGGAUAUUGGCUAUGCUAUGUGAACAGCACUGUUAAUCCCAUGUGUUACGCUCUCUGUAACAAAACUUUCAGGAAAACUUUUAAGAUGCUGCUUUUCUGCCAGUGGAAAAAGAAAAAAGUGGAAGAGAAACUGUACUGGCAGGGCAAUACUCGAAUGCCAUAACUACUCCUAAAUAAGAGAUAAAUGGAAAAAUAGAUAUUAACAUAGCCUAGUAAAGGACGUUUAAUUCCGUAUUUUCAAACCUGUUGUUUUAUAUGUCUAUGUGUUAAAAAAAAAAAAAAAAAAAGUCAGCAAAAAGUGAUAUUUUGCAUGAAAAUAGUGUGUGUGGGAUAAAGAAGUCAGUGGUUGCUGACAGGGUCUUCAUGAUUAUGCAGUAGAUCUGCAUUACAAUUAUUGUGUUUGGGCUCUUCUGUCCUUUCAGCCUGAGAAAUUGUAGUGUGUCUUAUAAACUAGGAAUUAGCGUGUGAGUACCAUUCAGUCAUCAGGGCAGGUUAUCCAGUCUAUCUCCUUUUAGUGCAGAACUGUUUCUUCCUAUAGUUCCUUUCCUACUUUCUGCUGUAUUGUCUACUUGUUUUUCAAUGGAGCAAGCAAUGGAACACGUGCUUCUUCUGUUUAAAGACUUUUCCACAUGCUAUUGGUAUGAAACAAGGCCUAUUUAAAGAGGGAAACACCAUUAUCCCCAGUGCUAAACAGUUAGGGAGAUUCUUAGUACCCCAAAAGAAUACACUUAUUACAGGAGAAUGUAAUAUUGAGAAAAUUUGCACUUUAAGAACAUCUUUUCAGGGGGACAGAGGAAGGGCUUAUAGAGGAGAAAACAGAUAACAUAUUUCAUAUAAGGAGAAUUCAGCCCCCAUCUCAGUUCCAUCCUGCAAGUCAGUGUCAUCUAGAAGUGGCAACAGCAGCUAUCUAUGAAUUUGUAUUUCUUCAUUUCCUCAUGCCUCAGAAGGAUAUGUUUUAAAUGGAUGCAGUAGCAACAAUAGUACGGAUCAGAACUGAUGAUAACAAUGGACAUAAUUUGUCUAUUUACAGUGCGAGACAUAAGGCAAAUCCUUUGCAGUCUCUCUAUUGCACAAAUAUGUACAUCGAUGCCCUGCAAAUUUACUUAUCUAGCACAAAAUUGUUGUAAGCCAUGAUACCUACUUGUGAGUAACAGAGAAAGAACUCCAUGUACCUCACUGAGUCCACCUCAAAAAAUAUUCAGAUUCAGUUCUAGCCUCUUGAUCAAAAUUCAGGGUGAGAUGCUCUGAAGUACAAAUCUGGGCCAGUGUUUGUUUUUCUAGCUAUUGUACAUGUUAGGAGGACACUGUAGCAGUGAUGAGACUCAGCAGCACGUUUCAGGAAUUGUGUUAGUCAUCCUGAACAUACCACUGCUCUCAGCAAAAUCAUUCAUAUAAUUUAUUACAAUAUCAUCAACAUAUUUCCCUGCAGAUAUAUAAUUCCUUCAUGUCAGCAAUCACAGUACAAGUAAUUAAUAUUUUCUAUCCCCAGUCUCCAGAGGGGAAAACUGUCAGUGAAAGAUUAGCAGUGUAGUCAUGUAAAAAUAUGUUCUCUGAGUUCACUUGAUUGAUUUUUUACCACACCACACUGUGCCUAAAUGCUUUUUGUGCAUCAGCAUAUGACUGCUUCUUAAAAGAAUGCAUUGGUCUUUUCAAAGACCCUUUCCAUCAAUUUUCCUCCGUCACCACCCAAAGCUUUUUGUGUGUGCAGUAACUACAUACGUGCCAAUUGUUAUAGUGGGUAACUUUAUACUACAGUGGUUUGGACAUUCAGUAAACUGUGUUUGAUUUUUAGCAAAUGAAUGCGUCCCUCUGUGGCACAAGCUGUAGUUAAAGGCAAAAUUCAUGAGAUAGUAACAAUUCCUGCUAGCUGUGAUGUUUCUAAAAGCAUUGGCUUCUACUUCUGAAAUUAAACUGAAUAUAUUUUGUUGGUUUUGGCUUCUGUUGAACUAGAGUGUUCUGUAAAUGUUUAUGAAUUCUGUGCUUAGUAAAUGUAUUAGAAUAGAUGGUGAUGGAUGCUACAAUGUUGGUUUGGUGUAAUUGUGAAACCUGUGCUCAAACUAUGCUGCCAACACUUAACAGUGUGAAAUGCUACACUGCCAAACCUGGGUACAUUGUAAAUACCUAGAAUUAUAUAAAGAGGUGUUUGUCA